AUGGAUAACGUAGCAGGGAACUACCGGGAAGCCGAGACGUAUGAGUUCCUCACAGAGCUCAAGCCCGGCGUCUGGAAAAUCUGUUCCAGGAGGGACAGAACAGAAUACCUUGCCCAUGACGUUACCGACAUGCUCUAUACCCAGGGAGCCGAGACGGCCCUGCAGCAGCUAUUGAAUAAGGAACCGAACGCCGCGCUGACGCUCCAGCUCGGCGACAUCCUCAACCACGAGAACCUAGUCUCGUUGAUAGACUGGCUACGGAUCGAUAAGACUCCUUUCGGGGGCCGGUUCAGGGAACGCCAGUACACCGUCUGGGACUAUUGCGACGCCGGAAACCUGGGCAACCUCUUCGUGCUCCAAAGCCCGUCCCGCGGACCUCGCAGAUUUUACCCGGAAGACGAAGACGCCAAAAAGGAACCCGAUCUGGGAGGCGACGGGAUCGACUGGCGAGACGACCCGGACGACCCGGACGACGACGACGCCCUGGAGGUCGCGCCCGUGGACAAGGUCGUAUUCUUGCCCGAGUCCUUGUGCUGGCACGUGUUGAUAUCGAUCCUCAAGGCGCUGGCGUGGCUGCACGACGGCAGCCGAAGCUUCAGGCGCACCGAAGAUGGCAAGGGAUGGGAUAUGCACCCGAAGGACCCGGACUGGCUGACCAUGCUGCACCGCGACAUCCACCCCAACAACAUCUUCUUCAGCCAUCCGAAGCGCAACGAGUGGUACGGAACCUGCAGGCUGGGCAACUACGGCAGCCUGUCCAUCUCCAACCACAACCACGGGAAAAAGGGGGAGGUCCGCCCAGAAAUCAUCCUUAGCAAACCCCUGGCUCCCGCCCGGGGGAAGAAUUUCCAGACUAUCGAGGACCUCAUCCGGUCGGACUACAAAUACAGCUACACGUACCCGCAGCAGGCGGACCAACCGUACACGGUCGUCAGCGAGUGGCGGGCGUUCGGGGAGAUCAUGCAGGCGAUGAUGAUACGGCCGGCGACGAACCGGCACCUGGAGUCGAUCCCGACGCGGACGGUGCGGGAGAACCUCGAGCGCGCCGACUACUCGGACCUGCUGAAGAACCUGGUGGUGAAGCUGAUGACGCUGAACCCGGACGAGCGGCUGCCGGACGGCGACUUCCGCACGCCGGACCGCGAGUACAUGACGUCGCGGCUGUGCGCCGAGGCCUGGGCCGGCUUCCUCGAGUGGCGGCGGUCGGACCGCCCCGAGGCCCGCGGCAUGGUCUUCGUCUGGGACGCGGUCGCCGACCAGGCCCGCGAGGACGUCCUCCGGCUCCAGUGGGGCGAGGUCGCCACCGAGGCCGCCCGCCGCAUCCCGAGGCGCCAGGACAAGCUGUUCGGGGACAACUACGUAGACGCGUUCGGGCCGUUCGGAGAGCAGUCGCCGGCCCCCGCGUCCUAG
Molecule: messenger RNA, 1410 nt
Organism: Durotheca rogersii
Lineage: Eukaryota; Fungi; Ascomycota; Sordariomycetes; Xylariales; Xylariaceae
Exons: 2
Coding region: 1-1410 (469 amino acids)
Biological process (GO): protein phosphorylation
Molecular function (GO): ATP binding; protein kinase activity
Source: RefSeq, a predicted model, not a curated record